UUUUUUCCGUUUUUAAUUGAUUGAUUUAUACGGUGAAAAACUGCCACGGCUCUUUGACCCGACCAAUAUUUCGCGCAUUCUGAUCUCCCGGACGUCUCCCAGACAACGAGAGUACCGAUGACGGCACAACAAUCAAUGACACAUUCGCCGAGAACGAAACGUCGCCGUAACAAUGUCGUUCAUCGAGCAGCCCUACCUCGGACGAGAGAUCGCGGUACCGGCCAAGUUGCCGAUGAUCUUGAAGCAGUUUUGCAAGGCCGCGAUCCGCACGCAGCCCUACGAUCUGCUCAAGUGGUCCGGCUCGUAUUUCCGCGCGUUGGCCGACGGUGAGGAGCCGCCGGCCAAGUCGCGACUCGAGUACCCGCCACCGAGCACGGCCUCCGGCUUGACCCUAGGCUUUCUCCGAGUACUGCUUCGACAGUUUGGAAAUUACAACAAGACGUUGCCGAUCGAAACGAUUUCGCGUCGUUGGGACUGCCUCUGCUUGGACCGCAAGGACUUUGACACGAUCGCGACCAUCGGAAGGUUUCGUCGUACCUGUCGGAUCAAGAAGUUCCUGGCUGUCGCGGUAGGCCUCCUUGGCGCCAAUCUUACUGAAACGAUGAUCAUGAUUUGUCAGUUAUUCACUCAUGAACCGGACGGUGGAUCUGCAAUGAUCCCACUUACGUUAUUUACGGAGUUAUACGAAUACUUGGCAGGACUCGCGUGCGAUGGGAAGAGUAGGUGCGAUCACGAUACAACCGAACAUACCGCGCCCAAAGGCAGCUCCAUGGAUCGCAUCUGUUCCAUAAAUAGCCAGGAUACCGACGCAGACAUUAACUUGAAUUUAGAACAAAUACCAAAGGAUGAUGUCGAAUCCUCAAAGACCGAUUUGUCGACAGAGGUGGUAGAAAGUACUUUGCUCGAAGGAGAAAAUAUUCAUCGCGAGGAAAAGGAGGAGUCUUCGACCAGUCAAAGAGACGCUUCGAUCAGCAAGGACUGCGCGAAUGAAGAUUACACGAUCGAUGAGAGAUUUUGCGGAGCGAAGGAUACAAAUAGCAAUGAAAGUGCAUUUUCUGCAGCGGAACAGGAUACAAAUAUCUAUCCGAAUGUGCCAGGCAUAGGACCUCGCGUGCCAGCCAAGCGAGUUGCGAGCGUAGCGUCCUGGAUGUUGGAGUGCGCGAAGCUCCAAGAGGGCAUGAUAGGGCCGCGAAACAUUCGACACACGAAUUGUCCAUCUCUACACGAGCGAUUGACGUCGGAGCGCCGAUAACGUUAUUUCGUUAUUUCACGAUACAGAUACAUAGAAUGCAACUGCGAAGCGUAAAAGAAUUGUACAUAAUUCAUUGAAUUACGUCUUCGACUCUCGGACAUUUAUCACUUAGGCAGUCUUGACAUUCCAUUUAUAGACAAACGUUUUUAUUAAAAUGUAGUUACAAAAA
This is a messenger RNA of Ooceraea biroi (clonal raider ant), 1421 nucleotides long. RefSeq lists its product as uncharacterized. The record is from RefSeq and is a predicted model, not a curated record. Lineage: Eukaryota; Metazoa; Arthropoda; Insecta; Hymenoptera; Formicidae.